UGGCCCUGGAAAUCCAGAGCUCCAGCCCCGAGAGGCUGCAGCGCAGGCUCCCCGGCACCAACAAGGUGCUGCGGUAUAGCCGCAACGAGCAGCGCUACUACAUGGAGGAAGAGGAUGACACGCUCCACCUGCUGGACUUGGACUCUGAUUAUUCUGAAUCAGAAGACAGAACAGACAAAAUGAAAAACCCAAAUAAUAUCCAGGGUGGAAAAUGGCAGCUUGGGUUUCAAGCAAUAUCUUUUGAUCUCUACGCCAAGUACGGGAACAACCGCACCCUGAGUCUCGUGAGUCCCAAGAAGCCAUACUACCAGUGGCGUCUGCGCGUGCCGUCAGGUCACGUGGUUCGACUGGUUGUCCUCACGCUUCAGGGCGCCACACCUGGAAGCUGCGCCGCCCACAAACUGUCUGCCUAUGACUUUCUACUUCCUUUGCAGAACAAGAUAAUUGCCAGAUGGUGUGGGCUGCCGGUUUCCGGCUCAUCUCCAGUCAUGAAGCUGACCUCCUCAGGUAAUGUGAUGCUGGUCACAUUCUCCUUCAGCAGACAGAAAGAUGGAACAAUCUUCAAAGCUUACUUCCAAGCCAUCCCAAAAGCAGGCUGUGGAGGCUCAAUUUCUUCUUGGAACGGCUCCAUCUCCUCACCUUACUACCCCUCUUUUUAUCCUCCUAACAUUGACUGCAUCUGGACUCUGCGGGUGCCUGUGCCGGGAUAUCUGAUUUCAAUGACAAUUGUGACUUUAGACAUUCAAGAUUCCCCGUCAUCCGACGGCUGUGAGGAGGACUGGCUAGACAUUGCAAGGGCGAAACUGUGUAAUCCCCUGUCAGAGAGCGGCAGAAAGAGAGUAUACUCCUCUCCUCUCUCAAUCCACUUCCACUCUGAUGAAUCUCUCACCAAUAAGGGCUUCUACUUGCUGUACCGAGCCUUCUCUCCAGAGGGCACUUGUCCUCGCCAGUUUCGCUGUGGAGAUGGACGCUGUAUCCCUCUGAGGAAGGUCUGUGAUGGAGUGAAGGAUUGCUCAGAUGGACGGGAUGAGGCAAAAUGCUCAUCCUGCAGGCCUUGGGAAGUGAUCUGUGGGAACGGUCAGUGCAAACCUCAGAGCAGCCAGUGUGUUGAUCAGAGCAGCUGUGCAGACAGCAGUGAGGAAGGCAGCUGUGGAGGGAAAUGCUACCACGUUUGUCCCAACAAGGUGUGUUUACCGAAGUCAUCUGUGUGUGAUGGUGUGAUUGACUGUAAAGACCGCAGUGAUGAACUGAACUGCACCAGAGCAUAUCUCAAGAGUUGCUCCUUGUCUUCCUACAAAUGUGCCAGCGGCAAGUGUGUCAGUAAGGUCAACCCUGAGUGUGACGGAGUUAAAGACUGCUUCGACGGCUCUGAUGAGCUGCGCUGUGGAUGUGGCACCAGGCCCAGAAAGCGGACUAAAAUAGUGGGGGGCUCUGAUGCUGUGGUGGGGUCAUGGCCCUGGCAGGUCAGCUUGCAGAUGGAGCGCUACGGCCACGUCUGUGGAGCCACGCUGGUUUCCAAUCGCUGGCUCAUCUCUGCGGCUCACUGCUUCCAAGAUUCAGAUGCCAUCAAAUACUCUGACGCUCGUGCUUGGCGGGCUUACCUAGGCAUGCGUUUGAUGACCAGGGGAAACCACGGAGCAGCAACCAGACUUGUCCGUCGGAUUCUCCUCCACCCCCAGUAUGACCAGUUCACAUCUGACUACGACAUCGCCCUUCUUGAGCUCAGCACACCGGUUUUCUUUAAUGACUUAGUGCAGCCUGUGUGUGUUCCUGCGUCCUCGCACGCUUUCACCACUGGGGCCAGCUGCUUUGUCACAGGAUGGGGCGUUCUUAUGGAGGACGGUGAACUGGCAUCUCGUUUACAAGAAGCUUCAGUGAAAAUUAUAAAUAGGAAAAUUUGUAACAAGCUGUACGAUGAUGCUGUCACUCCCAGGAUGCUAUGUGCUGGAAACCUGCAGGGAGGUGUGGAUGCCUGCCAGGGGGAUUCAGGAGGUCCGUUGGUCUGUCUUGAGCGAGGAAGACGGUGGUUCUUGGCAGGGAUUGUUAGCUGGGGUGAAGGCUGUGCGAGGCAGAAUCGUCCAGGGGUCUACACCCAGGUGGUCAAGUUCACUGACUGGAUCCGCCAGCAGACCAAAGGGCAGGUCUAAAAAAACAUGAAACUAAAACAAGCAAAUAGCUUUGCUAACAGAACAGUGGUUUCAGUAUUGAAGCCAAAUAAUUUUUCUGUCACCUUUCUGGAAUUUGCCCAUUGCAGAGGAAGCACCAUCCUACCACAAACCAAUCAGCAUCCUCACAGUCUGCAAGAUGCAACAUGUUGACAUGUACAAAAAGUUCUCAAACUGAUCAAUAAGUGAACUUGAAGUUAAUUGAGUAGAUUGAAUAAUUACCUUCAAGCAGGAUAUGGUUAACACAAAAUCAAAAUGUUAAAGAUAGAGUCUAUAUUUUUUAAAUGGGGGUUUGUAGAGAGGCUAAAGCAGUUGGUAUCUUAUUUGCAGAUACUUUUCUGAACUGCAUAGGUGUGCAGAAACUUGAAAAACUUCUAACAGCUACUACGAGCAUGGCUGCUUCCAAUUAAAAUUUCUGCCAUGUUAAAGCAGCUUUGAUUUAAAAGAAAUAAAAAAGAAAUUCAGAGUGCUUCAUGCAAACGUUAUUUUAUUAUUUAUUUUCAUGUUUUGAAAAUAAAUAAUAAAAUGAUGUUUUGCUGCAUUUAACUGUUUUUUUCCAGCUAUUUGGCUGUGAUAAAAAUAUUUAGUUUAAAGCAAUAUGCUGAAGCAUUUGUAGUUCUCCAUAUUUCAUCUUGCUUGUGGGAAAAGAAAACAUACAAGGAGGUUAUUAUAAAACCUCAAAUAUAACGGAAUGCAUGGAUGUAGAACAUAGUAACUUUAAAUUACUUUACUGCACAAUAGCCAAGGUGUUUCUACUGUAUGUUUUUGUUUAGUUUUUAUAUAAGGAAGCUAAUUUUGCCAUAUUUGUAAGUAAAGUGCAUCCUCUUAAAGCAAAAACCCAAAAAGAGUGCAAUGCUUUUAUUUUGAAGAGAUUUAUGACCACUCAGCUUAUUUUAAUGCUCCUUUAUCCAUGCUGUCUUGUUUCUUAUGAAAACCCUAUGCCUCUCUGUGCCUCUGCUGCAGUGGCUGAGAUUUUUCUUUGGUAACUGAAGUAGUCUCUGCUAGGAAUGAAUCAUCAGGGCAGAUGUUUUCCAGUUUACAUUAUCUACACAGUUACUUUCAAAAUCUAAUUGCAUCCUAUUUUCCAAGUACGUGUUGUCCUCCUUACUUCAUAUCUUGUCUAAAUUCCAAUGGUGGGAUUUCCAGUUACAAGAGUUGUCUCCAGAUGUUCAUAUACACUUGUCUGUGUACUGAUUACUUACUGUUUUGUACUGUAUCUUUGUUUGUGCAUUUGUGCAUAUGAUAAGUUUACCUGAGCCAUAGCUACAUGUUAAAUAUACUCUGUAACUGCACAGGAGGAACUCGGUAAGAAGAGCAUCUCUGCCCUCCUGUAAACUGUUUUAUCUUUAAAACCAGCAUUUAGCUGCUGUGUUGUUUAAAGAACAAGUAGGAAAAUCAGAAGGAAAUCUUGUCUGUCUUUUCUAUUGAGAUAUUUUCAUUUACUUUUCUCUGAUCUCUGAUAUUUCAGCUCAUAUCACCUAUUGGUCUGCAUUGACAUCUCAAUAAAUAACGUCAUAAAAGUUUAUUCCAGUAAUUUAGUUCAAAAAGUGAAACUCUUAUAUAGAUCCAUUACACACAGCAUGAUACAUUUUUGGAUUUAUUUCAUUUUUUUUCAUAUAAUGAUGGUUUAUAGGUAAUGAAAACCCAAAAUCCAACACCAGUUAAAGGAUUUUUAAUUCAGAAAUGUUAUGUUAUGUUAUGGCCUAGCAGUCAUGGGGAAGACUGUUCACUUGACAGUUGCCCAGUAGGCAGUUACAAGGAUGCAUUGCUAAAGAAGCUGGCUGUUAACAACAAGCCAUGUUUAAGAACAUUAAUAGAAGCUUUAGUGGAAGGAAAAACGGUGGUAGAAAAAGAUUCACAACCAACCAACAUGAGCAACAACUUUAACAUUCCAUGUGCUAAAGCUUUGGAAGCUUUAAAAAUUCAACUGUUUAUUAGAUUCUGUUAAAAGCUGGGCAUAUCACCUGGAGUUCUCCUUUUUGUAUUCAUAUUGAUACAUUGGGCAUUGAUGGUUAUGUCUUUUUAAUAUUUUCCCAACAAAAGGAUGUGGAUUGUAAUAAUGAAUGAAGCUCAUGGCAGAAAUUGAUUAAAAAGACAGCUGAUGCUCUGGACCAUCAAGUAUACCAGAAUAAAUAAUGUAUAACGCUUGAUACACACAUCUUCACCACAGUUUUUCUAUAAAACAAUUAAUUGUAGAUUUUUUGUUGUUGUAUGAAUGUAUUAAAGACCUGCUUUUUAAAAACGUUUUUUUUUUUUUUUUUUUUUACAUUUUUUCCUGUAACGAUUUGUUCUCCAAGGAAACUCUGCUUCUUAUAAAGUAUGCGGAACUGCACCUGCAGAAGGAAUGAUGCGCAAUAUACCCACAUGAUUCAGCUAAGUCAAUUUGUCUUUUAUUCUCCAUUAAAAACAGGCCACUGAAACAUCUUCGUGUCUGUGUGCAUCUUUUUCAUCCAUCUCCGCGGUUACCUCUCAUGCCCAUUAAAAAUAAACCCAUUUGUCAUCUAAUUUUUUACUUUUCCGGCUCAGAUUUUUGCGCUGCUAUAGUCUGAGAACCUUUAGCAGUCUGGAUGUCAUGUGAUGAUAUCAUUGUUUGGUGGCUGGAGAACCUGUUACGUGCACUUUGCGCUUGCAUCCGUGUGGCACACUUGUUUUUCUCUAAAGGCAUUUUCCGUUUGCAAUGUGAGAAACCCAUCUGUCAUUUUGAAGGUUGAGGAAGCACAU
Messenger RNA from Girardinichthys multiradiatus, 4886 nucleotides. RefSeq names its product suppressor of tumorigenicity 14 protein homolog. Bases 102 to 2147 code for a protein of 681 amino acids. The record is from RefSeq and is a predicted model, not a curated record. Gene Ontology annotation, molecular function: protein binding; serine-type endopeptidase activity. Lineage: Eukaryota; Metazoa; Chordata; Actinopteri; Cyprinodontiformes; Goodeidae. The transcript is spliced from 15 exons. Gene Ontology annotation, biological process: proteolysis; acrosome reaction; complement activation. Gene Ontology annotation, cellular component: extracellular region.